Emericellopsis atlantica is the source of this 1236-nucleotide messenger RNA. RefSeq names its product glycoside hydrolase superfamily. The coding region runs from base 1 to 1236 and encodes 411 amino acids. The record is from RefSeq and is a predicted model, not a curated record. The transcript has 3 exons. Gene Ontology annotation, cellular component: extracellular region; fungal-type cell wall; cell surface. Lineage: Eukaryota; Fungi; Ascomycota; Sordariomycetes; Hypocreales; Bionectriaceae. Gene Ontology annotation, biological process: carbohydrate metabolic process; cell wall organization. Gene Ontology annotation, molecular function: glucan endo-1,3-beta-D-glucosidase activity; 1,3-beta-glucanosyltransferase activity.
AUGCCUUCCAAGAGCAGCAUUCUCUCCCUCGCGGCGGCCGUCUCGUCCGCCGCUGCCUUCCAGGGCUUCAACUACGGCUCCACCUUCAACGAUGGCUCGCUGAAGCAAGAGUCGGACUACGAGGCUGCCUUCACCACGGCGCAGAACCUCGAGGGCACCAACGGCGGCUUUACCAGCGCGCGUCUGUUCACCAUGAUUCAAGGCAACACGGCCAACGAGCCCAUCAGCGCCAUCCCCGCCGCCAUCAAGACGAAGACAUCCCUCCUCUUUGGUCUGUGGGCGUCGGCGGGUGACGACGCCUUUGGCAGCGAGAUUGCGGCCCUCCAGAACACGAUUGACCAGUACUGCGACCAGCUCGACGGUCUGGUGGCGGGCAUCUCCGUCGGCAGCGAGGAUCUCUACCGCAUCUCGCCCACGGGCAUCGCCAACGACGAGAACCCCGGCGCCAGCCCCGACACCCUCGUCAACUACAUCCAGCGCACGCGGGACACCAUCAAGGGCUCCUGCCUGGCCGACGUCCCCGUCGGUCACGUCGACACCUGGACUGCCUACGUCAACGGCACCAACCAGCCCGUCAUCGACGCCGUCGACUUUGUCGGCAUGGACGCCUACGCCUACUUUGAGGACACCAAGCCCAACGCCAUCGAGAACGGCGCCGCCCUCUUCCGCUCCGCCCUGAGCCAGACACAGGCCGCGGCCGGCGGCAAGCCCGUCUGGGUCACCGAGACUGGCUGGCCCGUCAGCGGCGACGACUUUGGCGAGGCCGUCGCGUCCGUCGACAACGCCGAGACCUUUUACAAGGAGGUUGGCUGCCCCCUGUUUGGCAACACCAACAUCUGGUGGUACAUCCUCCAGGACGCCGCCCCCACGACGCCCAACCCCAGCUUCGGCGUCGUGGGCAGCCAGCUGAGCGACAAGCCCCUGUUUGACAUGUCCUGCAGCAACGACACCACCAGCUCGUCCUCCUCGUCUGUGGCUCAGUCGUCGACCAAGGAUUCCACGGCCACGGCCACGGCCACGGCCAGCGCCAGCGCCAGUGCCAGCGCUACUGGCACGGACAUGCCUCACGAGACCCUGCCCACCACGGCCAUUACGAGUGCGGUGCAGUCCGAGCAGCCACAGACCACCUCGGAGGACGGUGCUGCCGCUCCCACGCCGGUGCCUGGCGCCGGUGCCAAGAUGAACUCGCUGGGCGCGGCGGCUGUGGCCAUGCUUGUCGGUGCUGUUGCUCUGUAA